UUGAAAAGUUCUGCUUCUACAAAGGACACAAUUAUACAAUUGGUGAAACGUGGAGAGAUGCUGAAAAGCCGUGUGUGUCGUUCACGUGCAGCGCUGAAGGAAUCCAGAAUGAAACGAGAGUGUGUCCGUCACAUCACUGCCCCGAGGAGGACAGGAUUUGGGACGAGCAGCGCUGCUGUUUCACCUGCAGAGGCGUCUGUCGCUGUGCUCCUGUGAUGACCACUCUGAGUGUUUAUGUGGAGCAGUGUUUCUCUGAGCUGCAGGUCCCCGUGUGUGACGGCCUCUGCCACAGCCAGCACAGGGUGGUGCUGUCUGGAGAUCUGCAGGUGAAGCAGAGCAGCAGCUGUUGCAGAGACACGAGCUCAGUGCCCAGAGCAGUGACCCUCCAGUGCUCUGACCGCACCAACCGCACCUACACCUACUCCCACAUCACCCGCUACCCAGGCGUUAGCAGCACCUUACAGCGCUAUCAGGAGAAAGCCAUUGUUAGCGACUCUCAAUAGGACAGGAAGACUUUGAUCAGAGAUGGGAAACACCCUCGGGUUGUAAAAGCGGUUCGACACGAGAGGAGCCAAACAUUCACCUCUUUGAAAACAGCUCAGAGUCAACAGGCCUCAAACGUCCCACUGUCCCGAGUUUGUUUGUGGUGUAUUCAAAAGGACAGGUCAAAGAUGUCCGCCGCAGAGGAUGUACGGGACCUCUCCGGACCUCGCUGAACCCUUAUUUCUGCUUUUGCAUAACGUCGCAGCGAAGUCACGUGUAGUUUUGUGUAAUUUGGAGAGUUUGGAGCUGACGCGAUCAACAGGCACGAGAGGGAAAAGGCAAAAGGGGGAGAGACUGGGUUACUCAUUACAGCUUAUAGUUUGUUUGUGAUAAGAUCUAUGGUUUAAGCCCAAAGUCCUGGUGCGUUCAGGGAGCCUUCACCCAUCACCUCCUUCAGGACCUCCGCUGCUGCUUCUCAGGUCCCGUUUUGUUCUUCUCUUGGUCUCACCGGCAUCAUGAGCGUGGCAGCCAAAACUCCACGUGAGAGCUGCUGUUCCAAGCUCAAGCUCUUCCUCGCUGCUAUGGCCUUUGUGUAUUUUUCCAAAGCUUUUUGUGGAGCGUACAUGAAGAGCUCCAUCACUCAGAUCGAGAGGCGUUUCGACAUCCCCAGCUCCCUCAUCGGGGCCAUUGACGGCAGCUUUGAAAUGGGAAACCUUCUGGUGAUCGCGUUUGUGAGUUACUUUGGUGCUAAACUCCACCGGCCCAGGCUGAUCGGGGCGGGGUGUCUCAUUAUGGCAGUCGGAGCUUAUCUCACUGCUCUGCCGCACUUCUUCCAGGGACACUAUAAAUAUGAGACCAGCAUGUCCCACAGAGCUGCAGCUAACAGCACAGAGACCAUUUUGCCGUGUCUGUCCAACCACAGCCUGGAGACAGAGGAUGGCCCCAGUCUGCAGGCUAAGACAGGCUGUGAACAUUCCGGCGGUUCGCCUAUGUGGAUCUACGUCUUCCUGGGCAACAUGCUGCGGGGCAUCGGUGAAACUCCCAUCAUGCCGUUGGGCGUGUCCUACAUCGAUGACUUCUCCAGGGAGGAAAACACGCCUUUCUACUUGGCUUGUAUCCAAACUGUGGGGAUUUUGGGGCCCAUGUUCGGGUUCAUGCUCGGCUCGUACUUGGCCAAAAUCUACGUGGACAUUGGGUUUGUGGAUUUAGAAACGGUGACGAUUACCCAUAAGGACUCCCGGUGGGUGGGGGCCUGGUGGCUCGGCUUCAUCAUCACAGGGACGGUGGUUCUGAUGUCCAGCGUUCCCUUCUGGUUCCUGCCCAAGUCUUUACCGAAACAGGGCCAAAAGAAAACGACGCCCGAAACCAAGGAAACGGAGAUGACGUACGUGGCUGAACAGGAGAGCUUCCUACCGCCCGAGUCGCCAGAGCAAGACCCCAAAGAAAAACCUGUUACGUUUAAGGAGCUGGCCAAAGAUUUCAUCCCGUCUCUGAGGAGGUUGUUCAAAAACAGCAUCUUCUCGCUGCUCGUUCUCAUGUACCUCGUGAUCGUGAACGGGUUUAUCGGCAUGAUCACUUUCAAGCCCAAGUUCUUGGAGCAAACCUUCGGCCAAUCGGCGUCCAAGGCCAUCUUCCUCAUAGGCAUCCUGAACCUGCCCGCUGUGGCGCUGGGCAUUAUCACUGGAGGUUUUGUGAUGAAACGUUUUAAACUCGGCGUGAUCGGAGCGGCUCGCGUGUCCUUCUCCGCCUCCCUCGUCUCCUUCGGUUUACUCUCGGCUCAGAUCUUCCUUCACUGUGACAACGCGGAGGUCGCCGGACUCACCGUCACGUACGAGGGCGUUCCUCGAGUGUCCUACAGCCAGCAGACGUUAGUAUCUCAGUGUAACAUGGGCUGCUCCUGCUCGCUGAAGCACUGGGACCCCGUGUGCGCCUACAACGGGAUGACCUACGCCUCUCCUUGUCUGGCCGGAUGCCAAACGUCCACUGGAACGGGAAAGCAGAUGAUGUUCCAUAACUGCACCUGUGUGGAGGACAUGUUGACUCCAGGGAUGAACAGCUCGGCCGUCCUGGGUCAGUGUCCCAGACAGAGUAACUGUGAUCGGGUGUUUAAGUUCUACAUGGCCCUGUCUGUGCUGGGCUCCUUCAUCUCGGCUGUGGGCGGGACUCCUGCGUACAUCGUCCUACUGAGGUCGAUUCCAGGUGAUCUGAAGUCUUUGGCUUUGGGGAUGCAGACGCUCAUAGUCAGAACAUUAGGUGGAAUUCCUCCUCCCAUUUACUUUGGCGCGCUGAUCGACAGGACGUGUUUGAAGUGGGGCACGAAACAGUGUGGGGGACGAGGAGCUUGCAGACUUUAUGACUCCAAUGCUUUCAGGUUGAUUUUCUUGGGGUUAGUGACCGGUCUUUACGCUCUCGGGAACACGUUGUGGGGCGUUCUGUACUGUCGCAUCGUGAGAAGACAGAAGAAAUUGGAUCGGAGGCAGCGAGAGAAGGAGAACGGACUGGACGGGGCCAACGGAGCGCCCACGGGACACGCUCAGAUCACCCUCGCCCCAAACACGGACACGGACAAAGAGAGCACUAUUUAACUGUGAAAUCUGCUGCUUGAAAACUGGACCAGACAAGGCAAUGGUACAGUGACAGCGCCCCCUGGUGGUUAAGCAGUAUACCUCUUUACAAAUGUUUCAUAUUACAUUUAUUACAGUAUUUCAUUUUUCAAGGUCAAUAAGCAAUUUCUCAACAUAAUUCUGCAAUCGUUUUGUCACUCUGGUAAACAGUUACACAAGUGCUGAAAGGGAGAACCCAAACGCACAAAACAGUUUACACAAUACCUAUGUUUUGUGACUCAUUUUAAGAUAUUCCCCAUGACAAAUGUGAAUUUUAGCAGAUUAUUUUAGAGACAAAUUGUAGCAGUCAGACUCAUUGUUUUUACACAAACUUCCUGAUAAUAGUCCGGUCACAGUGAGACGUGUUAAAGGGCCGAUAUUACACAAAACUGACUCCAUGUUAUAAUGUUGUUAACUCCUCAAAAACAGACCUGGAGUUGUGUUUUGUUUCAUUCACAGAUUUCCAGAGCUGAAAAUAUCCGAAUGAUUCUAAUGUGCCUUAUAAAUCCAGGUCUGUUUGUGAUGAGGAAACAUUAUAACACAGAUCAGAAAAUGGUGUAAUACGGCUCCUUUAAGUGUUUGUGUGAAGCUUGUGCACUAUCACUCUGUUUUUUAUGAAAGUGAGUCAUUAGGAAAUGGAUAAACUUGUGCUAGAGACAAAACGUCCCAUUAAGUGUAAACAGUCUAAUAAGUCAUCUUUAUUACCUCAUAAAUGUCGCUGACCCACAUUCGGACGUGUUGUAACGUGUUGUAACAGACUGUAGGACACAUUGUUUAACAUGUGGUAGGACACGUUGUAGGACAUGUUGUAGGACACGUGGGUCACGUUGUGGGACAUGAGGUCACUGUUUCACAGUCUCCUUUGUGUCUGGAGGGUCAGUGGUUUCUCAGAAAGUGUUUCACUGGUAACAGAUGUUACAUCCUCACUGAGUAGAAAGGUCAGGGACGUUUGUUUAAACAGUAAAGAGCCACUGUCCAACCCCUUCUGAUCCAAGUGAUUAUUGUGUUUUUAUACAUGUGUCACAUUUAUAUGUUUCUGAAACUUAUUAAAAACAUUGAAAGUG
Molecule: messenger RNA, 4150 nt
Organism: Periophthalmus magnuspinnatus
Lineage: Eukaryota; Metazoa; Chordata; Actinopteri; Gobiiformes; Gobiidae
Product: solute carrier organic anion transporter family member 1C1-like
Exons: 20
Coding region: 999-3068 (689 amino acids)
Biological process (GO): transmembrane transport; sodium-independent organic anion transport
Cellular component (GO): membrane
Molecular function (GO): protein binding
Source: RefSeq, a predicted model, not a curated record